CUUUGACAUGUCCCUUGUUAAACAGAUGGGCGCCCCGAGCAAGUGAGCGCGCAGAGCACGGAGCUAUUAAAGAGAAGCGCUGAUCGGAACCACUGCGAGAACUUUGUAGACUUGCAACUUCUAGAUAAGGAUAACGACGAAUUACCGCAAACAGCAAAACACAGAAUUACGGGGCGUGAGUGGAGAGACAGGAAGCUGUCACGGGGGGAGCGGAGGACGGCUUGGGACAGGUGGACAGAGUUCCUGUGAAGAGGGAGGCAUCUCUGGAAACAAACUGACACUGACACGAACCUGACGCUGCAGCCACGCUGAAGACCGAGCGCUUUCUGUCAAACAUCAGCUCGGCCUGCCACUCUCCCCGCUCAACAGGACAGCUGAGAUACCGCCGCCAUUUCCCCCAGUUCCGUUCACACCACUAGCAUCGGGAAGAAGGACGUCGUGUCACUCCUCAGUGUUAGCUGCGUUUUCCUUGGGUCUGAAACCAGGCCUACUGGGCAGAAUCGCUGUCAGCUCCUUGAUUUAAUGCACAAUUGGCUUGUGUACGUAAGCCUACCAAUCAGAGACACUUAUCCAGCUUUGCUCAGACUAAUGGCCAAUUUAGCAACCAGAGCCCUAAGGUCAGUCAGGUCUAUACACUCGGCCAUCGAUUAGCAUCGCCUCUGAUCUCAUUAGUUAUAUUUCCUGCCCUCGCUUGCUUGUUUGUUCACAUUAUCCGUUGCCCCUUCAGCAUAUGCUGUAAAUAGCAAGUGUUGUGUCAGUUCCUUUACAGAUUGCUGAGCCCUCCCCCCUCCCUCCAACUGUAAUUACUGUGUGCUGUAUACAGCACCUGGAUGUGAACGUCCCAUCUGCCGACCAUUAGCCUCUGGCGAGCGGGUUGGAAGACGCUGCGUUUUCAUUGGGUUCUUUAUGCGCUCGGGGCAGCUUGUUGUGUCAUGUCCAAUCAAUACACUCCAGCGCUUCUGAAAACGAGAGCGGAGAUGGCGUCGGUGUAAUAAAUUGGCCUGUUGUUGUUUCCCACCUCCAGUUCAGUCGCUUUCGAGCAGGGUGAUCAGCUCCGGGCUGAGUUAGAUUGAUUUCUUGUCGCGUGUGGGCAUUUUUUUUUCUUUGUGUGUGCGUGUGUGUGUGUGCGUGUGUGUGUGUGCGCGUGCUUUUGUGCCAGGCCUGUCAUAACUCCAGAGUCGCUCAGAGCUAGCACGCGGCCGCCUUCGUAGCCUGCCUCAAACCUGGCCAGCCUGUCGGCGCACCCCACCAUCCAGACGGUCUGUAAGUUCUGCCGCCGGGCCCCUUGGAGGAUGAGCGAUGUCCCCACGCUGGACUACGAGGUGCUGUCCCCAGGCCCCUCGCUCCCCGGGGCCCCCACCAGCCCACCGCUGGCGGGCGACGCCGAGCAGAAAACGGCCCUGGCCUUCGUAGGCAUCCUGCUGCUCUUCCUCGUCUUCCUCCUGGUGCGCUGCUUCCGCAUCCUCCUGGACCCCUACAGCCGCAUGCCCUCCUCGUCCUGGACCGACCACAAGGAGGGGCUGGAGAGGGGCCAGUUUGACUAUGCGCUGGUUUAGGGGAGACCCGCGGGGCACCCCUCUUUUAGGCCUGGCUCCCUCCGUCCUCCCGCAAGAGAGGAGAGGACCAGUGCACCCUCUUUAGGAGUCAAUGCACAGACACUGGCUAAGCCCCUCUAGCAUAGCGUUUCCUACUGAAACACCUCUUGAGUAGGCCCCCCUAAGCACACCGCUGUGCGAGGAACACAUGCUGUAUUUGGAGCUGGGGUCCCUUUUGUUCUGGGUAGUGGCUUCAGUUGCCGGGAGGCUAGCAGAGCCAUUAGAAAACUCACUGAACACAACACAGCACUCGCCAUCACUGUCCUUUCACUGCUUGAUUAUAGAGCCCGGGGGAUGAUGAUCUGCACAGCAGCAGUAACGUGCCAAUAUCUGGCUUUUAUGUUUGACUGCGUUUAUGUUUAUCCUUGGCACCAGUACAGAAAAAAACGGGGUUUUGCUUGGGAUGGGUGCAAUAAUACCAGCUGAUGGCAAAAAAGAUAAUGUUGAUCCCAAACACGUUAAUGUGCUUGGAGGCAGAUGGAUGGAAAAAGAAGGGAAAUUAAACUGGUGAAUUGUACCCCUCCAUCCCCAUUCUUGUAGUCCUGCGAGUCUUUCCAGUAACUGUCCAGCAAACUGAUGGUAAAUGUUUGGAUUGUGUUUUAACGAUGUUGUUUACAGGAGUUGAUUCCCUUUAAGAAACCUGGCCAGAUGUUUUGCUUCAUACUGUAGUCACAUGUUAAAAUGUGUAGGCUUUUGCCUGAUGAAACAUAGUAGCUCUGUCUGUCUAUAACCGAAAAAAGCCAUAUCUGUAGAAGACCUAUAAUUGUAUUGCUAUUGGUCUUUCUCUUUGCUCUAUCCUACCUGCCAAGCUUGGUGAAACCUGUUGUGUAUGAGAGAAACUUUUAGAGACAUCGGAAAUGCUUUAUUUUUGUAUUCUGACUCUGGUUUAGAGUCUCUUUUUGCAAAUAUUCAGUAGUUUCUCUUGGUUUUGUAGCUCUCAGUGUUGUAAUUGGAUAAUGAGUAGCCAAGCUUCGGGAAUUAAGUACAAGUUUGAAGAGAUUGUGUUUUGCUCACUUUUUUCCAAGAUUUGUAAGUAGAUUGGAUAUUUUUCCUACUGUUCUUUUUUUGCUAAGCAGAAAUUGUGUUUAAUAAAAUGGGGGUUUUCUUCUCUA
Messenger RNA from Anguilla anguilla (European eel), 2707 nucleotides. RefSeq names its product cortexin-1. NCBI's taxonomy places the organism in Eukaryota, Metazoa, Chordata, Actinopteri, Anguilliformes, Anguillidae. Bases 1293 to 1556 code for a protein of 87 amino acids. The transcript has 2 exons. The record is from RefSeq and is a predicted model, not a curated record.